GCGCUGAAGUAUCUGGAGACUGCCGCCCCACUAUUUGAGAAGGGUUCAUUGAUGUGCAGACCACCGGCUACCGAGUUGGUCACCGGGAAGAUGCUGAGCGUCGCGCGACGGUACUACAAUCGCGAGCUGGAGUCUGUGGACGAGUCGACGAAACAGGAGCUUUGCUUGCUAGGCUUACCGCCUUCCAUGCGGGUUGUGCGAAAGGACGGCAAUAGCUCCGGAAAUUCAUCUUCACGAGGAUCGUCACAAGAGGCGGAAUUGUAUGCAGCCUUCGCAGGCACAACGAACGGGCAGGGCAAGUUUCAACAUGAUUUGUCGAAUGUCAACCUCGAUCAGUCAACAAACUUCGACCAGUCGGCAAACUUCUUCGCUGGGAUGGACCUCAGCAUGGACAUGGCGAACUGGCAGAUUCCGGACGCGACGUUGCGCCAGGAGGGGAACCCAAACUUUGACCUGUCGGCCGCGGGCAAUGGGCUCAACAACUACGGCAGCAACAUGCCACCUGGUAUCGACCAGCUCAUGUUCGGCCAGCAGGGGUGGAAUGGCGCGUCGUCCGACGCUAGGACCUUCCACCAGGGCCCGACGGAUGUGGGUUCGUUGGCGGGGAUGGGUAGCGGGCUGGGCAUGUUCUCGGAUAUGCCGCUAGGCAUCGAUCUGGUCAUGGGGAUGGGGUCGGGGAGCAGCAUGGGCUCAGGCAAUCCCUCGAGUAGGGAUAGUCCUGGCUCGAUGGGCUCUGGGUCCUCGCCAUAUGGUGGGUUAGGCAGUGGUGGGACGCCGUCAAGUGGGUCGUCGUCCUCCGGGCAACAGCACUACGACCCGAGGAUGGCGCAGUACGAUGUUCAAGGACUGUAUAACAUUUCUCCCGCGGCUGGCUCGCACGAUAAUAUCGCCUGGGGUGCUCAGACCGGGAGGCAGGGGCAAGGACAAGGACCCUCGGGAUUUAUGUAGAAAAAGUCACUUACCGUGUAUU
Molecule: messenger RNA, 970 nt
Organism: Schizophyllum commune H4-8
Lineage: Eukaryota; Fungi; Basidiomycota; Agaricomycetes; Agaricales; Schizophyllaceae
Exons: 2
Coding region: 91-948 (285 amino acids)
Source: RefSeq, a predicted model, not a curated record